Messenger RNA from Phaedon cochleariae (mustard beetle), 3738 nucleotides. The record is from the annotation of a GenBank genome assembly. Lineage: Eukaryota; Metazoa; Arthropoda; Insecta; Coleoptera; Chrysomelidae.
AUGCAUAGUGGUGGAGAUUCCACGCAGACUGAAAGUCCAAGAGAAAAUUCUGAAGAUCGCGUUAAGGUGUCCACUGGAGAAAAACAUUUUGAGUGUGACAUUUGUAAUGUGAAAUUCAGGCUUAGAGGAAGAUUGAAUGAACAUCUCAAGGUUCACACUGGCGAGAAACCCUUCGAGUGUGACAUCUGCCUUAGGAAGUUUUCCCAAAAAGGAAAUUUGAAUGCACACCGCAAGUUACAUACUAGCGACAUCCUCUUUGAGUGUGAUAUUUGCGAUUCAAAAUUUAGACAAAAGAGAAGUCUGAAUUCCCACCGUAAGUUGCACACCGAUGAAAAGACCUUCGAGUGUCAUAUUUGCCACGAGAAAUACUCGAGAAACAGGAAUUUGAUCGAACACAUCAAAAUUCACACUGGCGAGAAACCCUUUGAGUGUGAAGUUUGUCAGGAAAAGUUCAGGCAUAGAAAAACCUUGUAUGAUCACCGUAAGUUGCACACUGGUGAAAAACCUUUCGAGUGUGACAUCUGCCUUAUGAAGUUUACCCAAAAAGGAAAUUUGAAUUCACACCGCAAGUUACACACUAGCGACAUCCUCUUCGAGUGUGAUAUUUGCAAUUCAAAAUUCAGGCAAAAGAAAUGUUUGAAUAAACAUCUCAAGGUCCACACUGGCGAGAAACCCUUCGAGUGUGACAUCUGCCUUAGGAAGUUUUCCCAAAAAGGAAAUUUGACUGCACACCGCAAGUUACAUACUAGCGACACUCUCUUUGAAAAACCCUUCGAGUGUCAUACUUGCCACCAGAGAUACUCGAAAAACAGGAAUUUGCUCGAACACAUCAGAAUUCACACUGGCGAAAAACCCUUUGAGUGUGAAUUUUGUCAGAAAAAGUUCAGGCAUAGAAAAACCUUGAAUGAACACCGUUACGUGCACACUGGUGAGAGACCCUUCGAGUGUGACAUCUGCCAUAAGAAGUUUAGGCAAAGUGGCACUUUCAAAGCACACUGUAAAUUGCACAAUGAUGAAAAUUUCUUCGAAUGUAACAUUUGCUAUAAAAAGUUCAAGCAAAAAAAAAAUUUAAGAACACAUAGUAUGGUGCACAUUGGCAAGAAAUCUUUUGAGUGUGACAUAUGCAGUGCAAAAUUUAUGCAGAAAAGUAGUUUGAAUAGACACCGUAAGGCGCAUGCUGGUAAAAAAUCCUCCGAGUUUUACAAUUCUACUGAACCCGUUGAGUUGGAAAAAAUUAGCACUACAAGCAAGCAUCUCAAGUUAGAAGUUGAUGAAGAUGAAUGCAAGACCGAAAUCGAAUACAACGAACUACUAUUUGAUGGAAGAGAAAAUGUCAACACAAUGAAGAAAGAGGAAAAUGUCAUUAUGGAUCUGGGACAUCACAUAAUUGAGAAACCAUUCCAAUGUCUUAUUUGCUACAAAAACUUUGCAAGCCCUACAACACUGGCUAGGCACAGUAUAUCACAUGCACAAGAAAAACCAUUCCAGUGUGGCACUUGUCCCAAGGAAUUUGCUAGUGAGAGUUUGUUGAAAAUACACAAUAGAGUGCAUAGUGGUGAACGACCUUAUGAAUGCCAAAUCUGCCUGAAAAAAUUCAAAAUGAAGUCACAUUUGAAGGACCACACUAGAGUGCACACAGGGGAAAAACCAUUUGAAUGUGUUUCAUGCCAAAUCAAAUUUACAAAUAAAAGUUCAUUGAAUGUUCACAAUGUAAUGCAUUCUGGUGACAGAUCAUAUGAAUGUGAAGUGUGUUUGAAGAAAUUCGGGAGAUCCUCCCAUUUAAUUGACCAUAUGAUAGUGCACACUAAAGAAAAACCAUUUGAAUGUGAUAUAUGUGGAGUAAGAUUCACUAAAAAGAGUUCCUUGAAUGUACACAACUUGGUACAUGCUGGUAAUAAAUCAUUUAAAUGUGAUGUUUGUCUGAAACAAUUUGGAAAAAAGUCUCAUCUGACUGACCACAACAGAGUACACACUGGAGAAAAACCAUUUGAAUGUGGGUUAUGCCAUAUGAGAUUCACUUGUAAGAGUUCCUUAAAUGUUCACACUCAGCUACACAAUGGUGAUUUACCAUUCCAGUGUGAAACUUGUUUGAAAAGAUUUGUGAAAAACUGUCAAUUGAAUGAACAUUUAAGAGUUCAUACAGGUGAAAAACCAUUUGAGUGUGGUUUAUGCCAAAAAAAAUUUAUGAGCAAAAAGCAGUUGAAUUCACACAAUAAAGUCCACACUGGAGAAAAACCCUUUGGAUGUGACAUUUGUUCUAGCAGAUUUGGAAAGAAGUGUCACCUGUUAGAACAUAGUAGAGUGCACACCAAUGAGAAGCCAUUUGAAUGCAGUGUAUGCCCGUUGAAGUUCAAGAAUAAAAGUUCUUUGAUUGUCCACAAUUUAGUGCACACUGAUGAUGAUAAGCCAUUUGAAUGUUCUGUUUGUCUGAAGAGGUUCAGAAAGAGGAGCCUUUUGAAUGCACACUAUAAAAUACACACUGGUGAGAUGCCAUUUGAAUGUGGUGUAUGUCUGAAGAAAUUUUUGACUAGGAGCAUGUUGAAGCUACACAUUAUAGUCCACACAGGAGAAAAGCCAUUCAAAUGUAAAAUAUGUGAAAGAACCAUGGCAAGGAAAUUUCAAUUGACUAGUCAUAUGAGAACACACACUGAUGAAAAGCCAUUCAAAUGUGAUGUUUGCAAGGAAACAUUCAAGAGAACAACAGAGCUAACUAGGCACAGGAAAGUGCACAAUGAAGCAGCAUUGCCUAGUAAUUCUCUGGAAAAACUUGAUAGUGAAAUGGUUAAAGGAGAGAUGUUUAAACUUGAAGAGUACUCAUCUCAAUUUCCAGAUUGUGAGAUGCCCAUAACAGAUGACAAUAAUUGUUAUGACACUUCUGGGUCAUUGGAAUCUGGUAUAGACAAUGUUGACUUGAUGAUUCCCCAAUAAUUGUGAACUGUGAAAAUAGGUCAAUCUGGAGGAUUAUUUAACUAUUAUUGGAGCUAACUUUUGAAUAAGUAUAGCAGUGCUGUGGAAUAUUGUCAUAUCAAGAACCUGCUGAUCCUGCUAGACAUAUCUCAAAUUUUGAUUUUGGAUAUUUCAAAUCUAGGAGUUGUUUUUUCAACAACUAUGUAAAAUUAUACCUUUGACUAUUCAGAUUCGAAAGGUAAAUGAAUAUGGAAUACUCAGAUAGAAAUCUAUAAGUAUUUUUUACAGAAAUUACACUUAUCAACAUUUAACUAGAUGAUGGAAUUGAAUCUGGAGAAUUACCUUCAUAUAGAAGCCUAUCAUUGGAUGGAGAUAGUGAAAGUGUGGUAAUGGCAUUGCUGAACCCUAAAUCAAUAAGUCUAUCACAUGAUAUGGGUCUUGGAUAUGGCUUGGAGCUUGCAAUUGAAAUGUUAAUACAGUACACAAUAGGUUAUAAGUUGAGUUGUGCAUACACUCAAAAUUGAUACAUACAGACCUGCAAGAGGCAACCAGAUCAUAAAAAAUUUCCCCACAAUUUCUAAGUUCACUUUCUCCUGAAGGGUUUAUAUAAUUUUGAUAUUUACUCUAGGUUGAUUCAUCAGGAAAGAUGUAUAAAUCUUUAUUCAGAUUUUCAUUUGAUCUUAUAGGUAGGUACUCAGAGUACAUGUUGUUUUUCAUGCAUGUUAGUAUAGUAUAGGUUGGUAUGAAAAAUGCACUAGGAAUUUGUUAGGACUGCAAAGAUUAAUCAAUCAUAGAAAACUCCAUAUUAGGGGAUUUGAAGUGAGAUAUGCC